CCCUAACUUGAAUGACAACUUGGGAAGUGCACUGCUCACAUAACGAAAGGAACAAAUCUUCCGGCGCCGACAAGCCCAGUUGAGAUAUAGAGGAGGUCAUCGACAGGUGCAUGCUCAAGGCUUGGAGAGACGAUGGCGGCUAUAGCCGAGUGUAACAGUGUUUGUAGUUGUGCAAAGGAGAAGGUCGCAGAGCGUGCCCUGCUGCAGCACAGGGCCAGAGAAAUGAUCUUCAAGAUAAAAGAAAUUGCGGACGGUUUGGUCCAUGACAAAGGGGAGGAAUGGGAGGAGGAGGGAGAGGAGGAGGAGGAGGCGGAGGGGGAGGGAGAGGAGGACGAAGAGGAGGAAGGAGAGCCAAUUGACAAAGGGGAUUGUGCAGUAGAAGAUGUAGGUGGAAGAGCUGGUGCUGGUGGUGGUGGUGGUGGUGGUGGUGGUGAUGGUGGUGGUGGUGGAGGAGAAGAUGGUGUGGUGGUGGUGGCAGCGGUGAAGGAGGAGGCAUACUUUCAGCAGCAGUCGUGACAUUGGUAGGAUGCAAGCCAUCAUCCCCUCCAGCCAUCAUCCCGAAUGCACAUUAGCGUCUGCGUAUUCGGUAG
Molecule: messenger RNA, 590 nt
Organism: Chara braunii
Lineage: Eukaryota; Viridiplantae; Streptophyta; Charophyceae; Charales; Characeae
Source: the annotation of a GenBank genome assembly